Molecule: messenger RNA, 5408 nt
Organism: Mugil cephalus (flathead mullet)
Lineage: Eukaryota; Metazoa; Chordata; Actinopteri; Mugiliformes; Mugilidae
Exons: 12
Coding region: 420-2084 (554 amino acids)
Biological process (GO): positive regulation of Arp2/3 complex-mediated actin nucleation; actin cytoskeleton organization
Cellular component (GO): cytoskeleton
Molecular function (GO): protein kinase A regulatory subunit binding; Arp2/3 complex binding; actin binding
Source: RefSeq, a predicted model, not a curated record
CCGUAAGCUUGACGUCCGUCAGGUCGACGGACGCUGCCUUGGAAACGACAUAAAUCCAGUCCACGCACGCAGCUGGGUCGCGAGCAGGGACCCCAUAAUUCCUCACUUCAAAGGCUUCCGCUCCUCUUCUUCCUCUUCCUCCUCCUCCUCCUCCUCCUCCUCCUCCACCUCCUCCUCCAUCAUCCCUCCAUCUACCCAUCCAUCCAUCCAGCACGAGCUGCGAACAUGGAUUGAAAUGAAAUAGGGAAGGAGCGGAGAGAAGAGUUUAAAUAAACGAGAGAAGAAGAAGAGGCGAGGAGGAGGUGUCUGCAGAGACCGCAGCCAGCUCUGGACAGGCUCCUGUUGCUCCUGUAGAUCCGCUGCUGAAGGCCUGCUGACAUCUGAAUGGAGGCAACCUGAUCCACCAGGCGUAGACCAGCAUGCCGUUGGUGAAGAGGAACAUCGAACCCCGGCACUUGUGCCGUGGGGCUCUGCCGGAUGGAGUGACCAGUGAGCUGGAGUGCGUGACCAACAGUACGCUAGCAGCUAUCAUCAAACAGCUGGGCAGUCUGAGUCGCCAUGCAGAGGACAUUUUUGGAGAACUGUUUAAUGAAGCCAACAGCUUCUACCUGAGGAUGAGCAGCCUGCAGGAGAGAGUGGACCAGCUGGCUGUCAAAGUCACCCAGCUGGACUCCACCGUGGAGGAAGUCUCCCUGCAGGACAUCAACAUGAGGAAGGCCUUUAAGAGCAGCACCAUUCAGGACCAGCAGGUAGUGUCCAGGACCUCCGUGCCCAACCCCGUGGUGGAGAUGUACCACCGCUGCGACAAACCGCCUCCACUCAACAUUCUCAGUCCAUACAGAGACGACAAGAAGGACGCUCUGAAGUUCUACACCGACCCCUCCUACUUCUUCAACCUGUGGAAGGAGAAGAUGCUGCAGGCCACCGAGGACAAGCGCAAAGAGAAGAGGCGACAGAAGGGCUGUCCGGCCCACCCUGACAGGCCCCACUCCAGACAGGCCCCACCCAGGAGCCCCCUGUCCAUCUCUGAGCAGCAGAGGCAGGUUGAAGAUCCGAGCAGAGAGGUGAAGAAGGUGCGUAAGGCUCGUAACCGGCGUCAGGAGUGGAACGUCCUGGCCUACGACAAAGAGUUCAGACCAGAUGCCAGGCUCACUCCCUCUCCCUACCAUGGCAUGUCCUCUGAAGGCUCGCUGUCCCCUGAUAGCAGAUCAAUGGCGUCCGACUCCUACCCGGCCAGCCCCAACCACCCCUCCGGCCAGGCCCCCAACACCGCCCACCCCAUUGACCACCACGCCAGGGAUCACCUCAGUGCCGCAGCCCAGACCCAGUCUCUGGAUCGGGGCCUCAGGCCGGCAAACCAGCCUCCGGGAGCGGGAGGAGCAGCGCCACCGGGUCGACACGUGGCCUCCCUUGGCAGGGCCCCAUCGGGACACGGGGUCCCGGCAGGUGGUGAUCCCACGGUCAAUGGGCCGAGGCAGCAGUCGGUCAAGGACUACCGUGCUGGGCAUGGCGGGCAGCCUUCCACUAUUCCAGAGUACUAUAUCCCACCGGCGCCUCCCCCACCUCCCCCAACCAUCCCUUCAGCCCAGACUGCCUUCGACUCCACCACGGCCCCACCCUCCGCUCCCGCCUCUGCCGUCCCCCCGACCUCCUCCGCCCUAUCCCGUCCCUACUCCCCCUCUCCUCCUCCUCCCCCAGCCAAUUACGUGCCCUCCCCCUCCCACCCGCCCUCAGGUGCACCCCCGGCUGCGCCCCCGCCUCCACCUCCGGGCGUCCCCGCGGGACACCUGGCCCACCCGUCUCCGCCGCACGCCGCUGUCGGUCAGACAGCUGUGGACGGAGCGCCCUCCGCAAGGAAGUCCACCAUGCUGGGGAUGAUCCCGAUGAGCGACGCGCGCUCCGACCUGCUGGCCGCCAUACGUAGAGGUAUCCAGCUGAGGAAGGUGCAGGAGCAGAGGGAGCAGGAGGCAAAGCGGGAGCCCGUUGGCAACGAUGUGGCCACCAUCCUAUCGCGCCGCAUCGCAGUGGAGUACAGCGAGUCCGAUGACGACUCUGAGCUGGACGAGAACGAGUGGUCUGACUAGGAGAAAUAAUUAAAUAGCUUCGUUAAAGAGAAUGAGAUAAAGAUGGGGGCAUGGUGGCGUGAGCUAACAGAGAGAGUGUGAGGGGGAGAAAUGUGACGCUGAGGUGGAUAUGAUGAGAUUUGGUUCGUUUUAAUGUCCAUUAUUAACCUUUUAACAAGACAGGUUCUGUAAAGAAAUCAGCCAUUCACUCUGCAUCAUCUGUUGCAUUCUCUCUGAACACUCAGCAACAGGUUGAUCAUUUCAGCUCGCUUGGUUUCCCCUGACGACACUUAUUAUCGAACUGGAACGCGAGAGGUAUUUGUAUCUAAUCACCCAGGGUGUGCGACACACUAAACACCAUUUCACCGCCCUCUCGCCCCCAUCCGCUCAUCCUGAAACACUUAGCUGUGAAAAACAAACGCGCUUCUCUCCCUUCAUAUCUGAGUGGUGAUUAUUAGCAAUAUUACAGACUCUCAAGCUGUACGUAGGCGGACCCCCAUAGAGUGCGAGGGUGUUGUGUUUACAAAACACAUGGUAUAGCACAAAAAAAAGAAGAACUAAUUACAGUGCAAUCUUAACGUAUCUGCCAAAUAGUAAAAAAGAAUUUAUGAAAAUGAUCCAGGAUAAUCAGGGGCAAAUAUUAGCUUAUUCGCAAAUUAGUCUGCUUUACAGGGCUGUGGCUGUUUAAGAAACACGCAUACUCUUGUAAAGAGACACUGGCCUCUUGGGCGUUUGAUCUACUGUUGGUCUUUACUAACCAGCGGCAACAUUAUCUCAAUCUGUAAUGAGCUCUGGUUGGUGUGCCACCUGUUGAAUACCUAGCAUAAUGGGUAGCUAAAGCUAACAAUUAGAUAAAAUUCCAACAGGCUAAUCCUGUUAUUACCUAGCUUUAUUUUAGUGUGGUAGUCUGCUGGCUACAGUUAUCUUAGUUCUCCAGCACAAGUUGUUUUCCUCACAGAGGAAGUUAGCAAAGCUAGCUAAAUAGCUAAUAACUAUUUAUCACUGGUUUGUUAUGGACUUGAGCCAAAUCAAAGACAGACUAAAUUGCCAAAUUUGUACAGUAUAUUCAUAUAUAUAGCUCAAGAGCUUUAUUAUAUAUCAUUGAAAAUGAAAAUCAUUGUUUUGACUGAUCAUAAUCCCAGUGGUAAAACAUUAAUAAUUGGGGGCGUGGGGAAAAAAAAGUAGCAUUCAAAAUGCUGAGAAAAUCUUUCAAUUUAAAUUUUUUUUAGAAACAACUAUUUUAAUUUUAAUUCUAAUUUGUAGUUGGGUUUAAAUAUGAACUUAACUUUAAAUAUGAACUUUGAAGCACCAGACAGGACCUGCAUUGAGAAAUGUAACGCUGGUUCUACGGUAAAGUUUUGCGUGAAGUAAUUAGAAAGAUAAACUCCCAAGAGUCAAUGUAGCUCUUCAACUCAUACCUUUAAGAUUGUGACGUACAUUAGUUUGUAACAAAACUGUGAAGAAAGACGCCACCCACCUGGAUUAUGCUGGUUUGGGAUAAGUUUAGGGAUAACUGCAGCCUCCAUAUCAGUGCGUUGAACAGUCAUGCAAGAGCACAUGUCAUUACUUAGCCUGUGUUUGUAUUCUUUUUGUAGUCAUUCAUAACUCAAAGCCUAACAUUACAACCAGUGACUGUGUGCUGUGGUCUUAUAUAAACGCUUCCAUGCGUAAACACAAAGCUCGUCAUCCUGGUCCAGGGUCAAAGGUCAUGUCCACUCAGCCAUGUGAGUGACCCUGGGUCAUACUGCUGUCCAUGGAGGCUUUGUGAACGCAGCCCCUGGACUAUAAAUACAUACGUGUAAGAGACUUGCAACAGUAAUAUCCAGUAUAUUCUCUCUUUAUCUCUUUUCAGUAUAGGUUUGGCUGAUCCUCAGUAUGAGCUGAUUGGACUGUAGUGUUUUUAUAAUGUGCUUUUUCUUUUUAAAAUGUGCUGCAGUGAGUCGUUCACAUUGGUUUGCUUUAGGGUUUUCUAACUGUCAGGGUUACACCAGAUAAAAACAGGUCACCAGAGAAGCCAGUUAAAGGAGGAGCCCUACUAUUUUUUUUUCUUUUUAAUACAAUAUUGACCCAAUUCAUUUAUCUAUUCUUGACCCAAAGCAGAUAUCCCACAAAAAAAAAAAAAACUUGUAUUCUUUAUGUAUUUCUGGUUGAUUCGACUUUCUAUUUUUGACGCUUAUUCUUAAUAGCCAAGCAUUAUGGUGAAUGUAAUGCUACGUAAAUGACUGAAAAUGUUCAGUCAUUUAAAUUUACUGACACCAGUUUCAAGUUGUUUUUAUUCGUUCAUGUGCAUUUACAUGUGCAUUUUAAAAAGUCUAAUUGUGGUAAUCCAGUUCAACAUUGAAAGAUAUUGCCUGCAUCACCAGAUUUUAGCUACAUUCAUGAUAGAUCUUAAUCUUAUUCUAAACUACUAGAAAUUUGAAUUAAAUCUGAGGAAACAAUGUUGAAACAACAAUUUUUUGACCCCAAUUUUAACCUACGUAUCUUGAUGUUUAUUGACUUGACGUUCCGGAGGUAUUUAACAACUUUGAUUUUGACAUUUUGAAAGGGUUAGGGCUCAUAAGUAGUUAUUUUCUUGCUGUAUAUAAACACAAUAGUUGACUCAACGACUGCACUCUGUUAUACAAGUCACAUAUGGAUGUAGGACUGGGUGAUAUGUUGAUGGAUUCUUGGUAUCCUCCCUUAUCGUCUGGAAGGAAAUGUGCCAAGACCUUCAUUUGUGGACAUUAUUAUUACCGAAGCAAAAAAAAAAAAAAAGCACAUAUGAACAGCCAGCGUACGGAGUUACCGUAGACUUGGGUGAGAUUUAACUUGAAAAAAAAAAUGCUUUGUAUUGUAACAGAGCCAUGAAACCUGCUACAACCUGAAUGGAGUAGAAAUCUGGAGGAAAUGUAACCUUGGUCUGAUUGUUGGGAUUGUUAAUUCUAUGGUUGUGUUGUUGCCCAGUAACCAUAGAUAUACUGAGUUAUGAUGUUUACUCCAUACUGAUGUGCUGACACUGAUAUUGACAAGUUCUCAAGCAUCCAGAGAAUUAUUUUAUCUCCACACAAAACAAAGCAGAGUCUUGUAUUUCUGGUCACAUGAAGCAGAGGCACCCAAAGGCCGAGCUUUCUGUCCGAUCCGUACCUUCUGUAUCUAUGGCUACUGGCUUGUAAGAAAACUACGUUACGUGUUGAAAAUGUGGGAAAUGAUGUUGUAUAGACUUUUGGUAAGGAAGCCUGUAAAGUUAAAGUACAGUUGGGUAAUAUAACCUAGACUACAAAAUAAAACUGUGUAUUGCACACUAAAAGUCAACUGUAAGCAAGUAUGCAUGUAACUAUAGACAAUAAAUGGUGAAAAAAAAAAAAA